This is a messenger RNA of Leptopilina boulardi, 5307 nucleotides long. It is a transcript of the gene dan, whose product is annotated as protein distal antenna. NCBI's taxonomy places the organism in Eukaryota, Metazoa, Arthropoda, Insecta, Hymenoptera, Figitidae. Bases 847 to 2415 code for a protein of 522 amino acids. The transcript has a single exon. Gene Ontology annotation, molecular function: DNA binding. The record is from RefSeq and is a predicted model, not a curated record.
GGGAUGGAAACAGCGUCGCGCGAUUGCCGUGAAGAACCGGCGUCCACUCAGUUCAGCGCUGCGCUUCAACGUGAGAACAUCGUCAUUUUGCAAGAGUCCUCUCCGGGUGCAAAUAAGGCAAAAAAAAAAAGAUAGUCACAUUACGUUUUUUCCCCCCACAUUAAGAGAAUUGUUUUUCUUGGAUAUUAGUGUGUGUUACGAGAAUAUUGCUAAAAAUUGUGAUAAAAAAUAAUAACCCGAGUGCGAAGUUGGCUCACAAUUUGUGUAACGCAAUUUGAAUCGACGACAGGGACGGAGAUAGACCCUUUUUGUUUCGUGACAAUUUGUGAAUUUUAUAAACAGUGAUUAAAUUUCUCCUCGUGCGAUACAAUAAUAUUGUUUCCCGCGCGCACAUCGGAUUGGCUGUACAGUUUUACUUGGAGGCCAAGGGGGAGAAGAGAGAAAGAUAUAUAUACAUAUAUAUAUAUAUAUAUUGUGGUGGGGGCGAGUUGUUUCAUUCAUAAAAAAGUUCUUUAUUACUCUGUGAGCGCAUGUGCUAUUCUACAGCGUACUACACAACCCCCUCCCCAUUUACGGGGCUAACUCUUCCGUAACUGCGGUGAUAUUUACUGUCGUCGUGUGUCUUUGGUGACUGUCGCGUUCCAAAAAAAAAAGAAGUGCGUGUUGCAACGAGUUUUUCGUUUGUGCGGAUUGAAUAAAUUAUCAAAGGUGGAUCUAUCAAUAGCCAAUACGGCGAAUCUAGUCGCAGAUCGUAGGAUCGGCGGCCUGGAUUCGCUCAAAUUACGCAAAUUGUGCGAUUUGGAAAAUAAUUGUCACAAUAAUUUGGAGGAUCGUCUUAAAGAAAGUAUGAAAGACAAUCGCGUAACAAUGAGGGCCGAAACAGCAAGACCGGGCAAACGUCCCCUGAGGGCAUUGUCGGCCGCUGAGAAAAUGGAAGCAAUUCAACGUGUUCACGAUGGCGAGAGUAAGGCGUCAGUUGCCCGGGACAUUGGCGUUCCUGAAUCGACACUUCGCGGUUGGUGUAAAUCCGAGCACAAAAUACGUGGAAUGGCAAGAAAUUCCUCAACACCCGAUAGCGAAGCACAUUCACCGGCAUCAUCAUCGGGCGCAGUCAAUAUUACAAAUUCAAAUUCCCAAAUUGGCGGCGGUACAAGUCAUUCCAGUGAGGAUGAGGGUCCAAUUCAAAAGCGAAUAAAAACCGAACAUCAAUUAUCCGCACUUGACGCAACAAUAACCGACAAUGGUGACGCAUCGACGAAAAUCGAUCAGAAAAAAUUCGAUUACCUUGGACUAAUGUCAAUGGCAGCGGCCGGUAUGCGUUCCGACAGUAGUGCUCUCCUUCUUCAACAUCUUGGUAUGAUGUCCCAAAGUGCAAAAAAUUAUAUGAUGUCCACUGGACUAACACCCACAGUUGGUCUUGUUGAAAAUGGUCUUCAAUAUACAAAAACCGCAACGCCAACAACCACCAAUAAUAAAAGGCAUUCAAUAUGCGCAAUUGCACCAACCCAAUUGGAUUCAAUGGUAAAAUCAGUUUCCCGCAAAAGUCUCCCACCAGCUGCCGAAGCACCAGCCACACAUGUACCAGCAUCGCCAAAUGUUCAACUAACAAAUCCACUUCAUCUAAGUCAAGUUCCAAUGUCAAAUCAUCAAUUAUCCACAACAAUGGUAAAUCAACUAUCCAAUUCAAUGACAUCCCAACUCACCAAUCAAUUGGCAAAUCCAAUGACAAGCCAAUUGGCAAAUUCAAUGUCAACCCAAUUGUCCAAUCAACUUAUUAGUCAAUUGUCAAAUCAAAUCAAUAAUCAAUUACCAAAACACAUCAACAACGAAAAGAAGACAAACAACAAUAAUAAUAAUGAAAUAAAUGCAAAAAAAAUGGACGAAGCCCUUUGGUUAUGGUUAACGCAACAACAACAAAUAAUUGGCCAACAAUCAACGCCAUUUAAUCCAGCGAGUCAAGAGGGCUCUUGGUUUUGGACAUGGUACAAACAUUACGGUGUUGUACCGCCAACAUCACUUCAUCCAACACCAUUGACAACUAAUUCAACAACAACAACAACUGCAACAACAACAACAACUCCACGUGGUCCAACGCCAGUGCCACAAAACAAUACCCUACCACGACGAUCACCAACAAAAGCAAAAGCAAUGCUCGACAGUGUAUUGUGUAACAAUAAUAAUGAAUCGGUGAAAAAAUUAUUUAAUUACGACGAUGAAUUAGAAAAUGAUGUCGACGUACCACAUACAACUGAAGAGGCAAUUGAGCAUGGUGAAAAAUUUUUCAAAUGGCUCGACAAGUGCUCUGAUCCAGCAGUGACACGUGUUCAAGUUUUCCAAUUUCGAAUGAUGUUGGACAAGCUCAAGGACUGCAAAAAGAAGAGGGCCUCGCCAAGUCUCAAGCAAAGCAGAAAGUAAGCAAGAAAAAAAAAAAAUAAAAACAAGAUCCCCGCAAUGGGUGCUGUGAUCGUUAAGUACAUAUGUAUAUGUAGUUUGUAUAUAUAAAUAUUAAUGUAAGAUACAUUUUUUUUAGAAUCAUAAUUCCGCGUUUUUAAAUUCGAAAAAAGGGAUGCGCACAAAAACCCGCUCAAAUGAUUAAAAGCCAAAAAAAAAAAAAAAGUAACCGAUAUUUUUUCUCUUCAAUUUACUUAUCGAAAUAUUUUUCAUUUAUUACACAUUAAAAACUAAAUAGCACUUUUAUUUAUUGUCUAUUAUAAAUAAUAUAAUUAUUCUUUCUUUUUGCUAUUGAUCGUAAAUUAUUAUUAUUAUUAUUGAUUAAUAUCUCGUUUAUUUUCAAAUAUGAUGUUGGGAACAAUAUUAAUAAUUAAUUACUAAAUCUGAUUAAUUGAAAAGAAUUUUUUCUUUAAUACUAAUUGUGUACGUUUAAAUAAUUAAUGUUUUGAAAAAAAAAUUUUUUGUUGCAAUUUUUUUUAUUUUUGAAUAGGAUUUGAAUUUAAAACCCACAAUCAGCUGACUGAUUUAAAGGUCUCUGUCUCUCAGCUUGAAUGCACGAGUUCCAUUGCUAUUAAUGUUUCGUAUUAUAUAUAUUUUGUCUAAAAUAACUUAAAUUAUAAUUAAUUAUUAAUAAAUUCAUUAUAAUUAAAUAUAAUGCAAAAAAUAAUUAUUUUAUAUUAUAAUAACGUAAUUAUUUUUAAUAAAAAUUAAUUAUUAUAAUGUACACAAUUACGAUAAUUAUCAUCUUAUAUUUUUAAUAAUAAUAAUAAUAUUAUUAUUGCUAUUAUUAUUAUUAUUAUUAUCACUAAAACAUUUUUUAAAACAAAAUAUUUUUUGUUUAAAAAAAAAAUUAUUUUCAGUUUUUACAUUUUUUGCAAUUUUUUUUUUUUUCGAAAAUUUUUUUCUUUUUUGUUUUGUCACUGAAUGAAAAGCUAGUCUUUGAAUCCUAUAAACACACGUUCGUUAUAAGUAAAUAUCUAUAUAGACAUGUAUAUAUUAUAUAAUAUAAUAAUAUAAGAAAUCGUUUGAGCGAGGAUUUUUCACUAUUUGAGAAUUAAUGUUUCUUCAAAUAAUAAUAAUAUGACUUGUACAACUGGUUAAAUUUUUUCAAUGAUAAUAAUAAUAAUUAAUUGGACAUUAAUAUUGUCGUGUGUGAGUGUUUCAAAUUCAGAGCGUUUAAAGAGGAGAGCUUUUUAUCUUUUUUGAAGAACAAAAAAAAUUUUAACGUUAAUAAAAACAAGUUAUUGAAAAUUUAAAAAAUAUAUAUAUAUAUAUAUUCACAUAUUAUUGUUUAAUUUUUAUUAAAUAUUAUUAAUUAACUGAAAAAAAAUUGUUUAUGAAAACUAUUAUUAUUAUUAUUAUUAUUAUUAUUAUUAUUAUUAUUAUUAUAAAGUAUAAUAUUCAAAAAUUAAUUCUAAUAAUUAAUAAUAUAAUGCAUUAAUAAUAAUAAUUAAUUGAUUACGAAAAUUGAGUUAUAAAGAAUUUUACGUGAAAAAAACUAAUUAUAAACAAUUAAUAAAAUUAUUAACUGUGAAAAAUUAGUUUUAUUUUGAACAUCUUUAAUGAAUAUUAAUUAUUAAUAAACGUUUAAAAAUUUUUUAAAAAAAUUUUCAAAUUUAAUUAAAUUUGGAUUUAUUGUAAAAUAAAUUGUAUUUAUUAAUAAACGUUAAUAAUAAAUAAAAAUCAAUAAACAUUUAUUAAUAAUUAUUAUUUUAUAAAUAUUAAUAAAAGCAAUUGAUGUUUAUUGAUGCAACUAAUUAGUUAGAAAAGUAACUAAUUAGACAAAACUAAUUGCUCAUAUAAUCGUAAUCAAUUAUAAAUUAAAUUAUUUAUAAAAUGUUAUAUAUAUAUAUUUAUAUAUAUAUAAUUAUAAACAUAAAAAAUUGAAAAAAAAACUCUAAAAUAAUUAAUAAAAAUUAAAUAAUAAUAUGUGAACGGGACAAAAGUGUUAAUUUUAAACGCUACGAAUUCGAAGAAUUUGGCCAAUUUAUAUAGAUUUAAAAAAAAAUCUAGAUACAAUAAAAAAAAAAUAUAUAUAUAUAUAGAAUCGUCUCUAUAAACGCGACGUGAAAAUUAAGUUACCUCGUGAACGGAAUAAAAGGGAAAUUAUAAGAAUUUAAAUAAAAACUAUUGGGCCGAAUCAAAAUAUAGGUCGUACGAUUUUCUUCACACUUUGUAAAUAAGAGAAUAUACCAAAUUCUUAAAUCGAUUAAAGUUGUGUAUACAAUUAAGGUUUUAUUAUUAUUAUUCUAUUAUUAUUAUUAUUAUAUUAUUAUUAUUAUUAUGAAAUAUUGUAAACCGUAGAGAUUUAUCGUUAUUCCAUUGCAAUUGAUUCAUUAGCGAAUUUAAGACUAUUUGCGUGUAAAUAUCUAUAUAUAUAUAUAAAUGUAUGUGAGCGAAUUGAGAAAAAUAGAAAGAAAGAAAGAAAGAGAGAGAGAUUUUUUUCGUUUCUAAAAAAAUAUUUAAGGGAUUUUAUAACUGGAUUUAAAUCGCAAAACUUUGAGGAAGUUGAGACAAAAUUCUCGAACGGAAUUUUAAGAAAACUAGUCCGGGGUGGUAUUUUUUUUUUAAUACAUAUCUGAAGACGAAGUAGCUUUAGUUUUUUUUUCUCUCUCCCUCUCUCUCUCUCUCUUUCUCUUGAUCGACGCGUUUGGAAUUCCGGAUGUGUUUCGCUUCGAAAACGAAUUUCAAGAAUUGCUGAUCGAUCACUUCGUCCCUCGCCUGACCGGUUUUACGUCUAUACUCCCGAUGAUACAAAACAAAAAAAAAAAAAAAGAAGAACGAGUUGUGAUUUGUAUCUGAAGCAACAGUCGACAAAAGCCAUAUCGAUGUGACGAUUAGAGAAAAUAUUGUUUA